Molecule: messenger RNA, 1197 nt
Organism: Sphenostylis stenocarpa
Lineage: Eukaryota; Viridiplantae; Streptophyta; Magnoliopsida; Fabales; Fabaceae
Source: the annotation of a GenBank genome assembly
AUGGCAGGUGAAGAGUUUGGUACUGGGAACUUCAAUCCAAAUGAUACCAAGCGAAAGACCAUUACUUGCAAAGCUGCUGUUGCAUAUGGUCCUGGAGAACCCUUUGUGUUAGAACGUGUUCUUGUUCAUCCUCCUCACAGAAUGGAGGUUCGAAUCAAGAUCCUCUUCACUUCAAUCUGUCACACCGAUCUCAGUGCUUGGCAAGGCAAGAAUGAGGCUCAACGUGCUUAUCCUCGGAUUUUCGGCCAUGAAGCUUCCGGGAUUGUGGAGAGUGUGGGGGAAGGUGUGAGAGACAUGAAAGAAGGGGACUUUGUGGUGCCAAUUUUCAAUGGAGAAUGUGAGGAAUGCAAAUAUUGCAAGUGCGAGAAGACCAACAAGUGUGAGAGGUUUGGAGUGGAUGGGGAGAAGAAGGUGAUGGAUUGUGAUGGUGCCACAAGGUUUUCCACCAUGGAUGGAAAACCCAUCUUCCAUUUCUUGAACACUUCAACUUUCACAGAGUACACAGUGAUUAAUUCAGCAUGCGUCGUCAAGAUUCAUCCUAAUGGCGAUAGAGACCUCAAGCCCUACAUCAAAACACUCACCUUGCUUAGUUGUGGCAUUUCCACGGGUGUUGGAGCUGCUUGGAACACCGCGAAUGUGCAUUCUGGUUCAACUGUAGCUGUCUUUGGUUUAGGGGCUGUGGGUCUCGCUGUUGCAGAAGGGGCACGAGCAAGAGGUGCAUCCAAAAUAAUUGGAGUGGAUAUCAACUCUGACAAAUUUAUCAAAGGGCGUGGAAUGGGCAUCACUGAUUUUGUAAAUCCAAGGGAUGAUGAGAGAGCAGUGUAUGAGAGGAUAAGGGAAAUGACUGGUGGGGGCGUGGACUAUAGUUUUGAAUGUGCUGGAAAUUUAAACGUUUUAAGGGAUGCCUUCUUGUCAGCACAUGAGGGUUGGGGAUUGACUGUGUUAUUAGGGAUUCAUUCAUCACCAAACCUGCUUCCUAUCCACCCAAUGGAGCUGUUCCAGGGUCGCAGAAUGGUAGGAUCAGUUUUUGGAGGCUUCAAAGGGAAGACUCAAUUACCACAUUUUGCCCAAGAAUGCAUGAAUGGAGUGGUGAAGUUGGAUGAUUUUAUCACUCACGAGCUUCCAGUAGAGGAGAUAAACGAGGCCUUUGAUCUUUUGGUCGCUGGAAAGUCUCUGAGAUGUCUUCUACACUUCUAA